This is a messenger RNA of Canis lupus familiaris (dog), 1758 nucleotides long. It is a transcript of the gene RHBDD2, whose product is annotated as rhomboid domain containing 2. Gene Ontology annotation, molecular function: serine-type endopeptidase activity. Lineage: Eukaryota; Metazoa; Chordata; Mammalia; Carnivora; Canidae. Gene Ontology annotation, cellular component: membrane. The record is from RefSeq and is a predicted model, not a curated record.
GCCAAGGGAGACAGCCGCAGGGAAGCGGAAGGAGCCGAGGGCCGGCCGGCGCCGAGGCGGGGCGCGGGAGCGAUGGCGGCCAUGGCUGCCUCGGAGCCCGCGUGUCGGAGCUGGUCCUUGUGUCCCGAGGUGCCAUCCGCCACCUUCUUCACCGCGCUGCUCUCUCUGCUGGUGUCCGGGCCCCGCCUGUUCCUGCUGCAGCCGCCCCUGGCGCCCUCGGGGCUCUCGCUGCGGUCCGAGGCCCUGCGCAACUGGCAAGUUUACAGGCUGGUGACGUACAUCUUUGUCUAUGAGAAUCCAAUAUCCCUGCUCUGCGGUGCUAUCAUCAUCUGGCGCUUUGCUGGCAAUUUCGAGAGAACCGUGGGCACCGUCCGCCACUGCUUCUUCACCGUGAUCUUCGCCAUCUUCUCUGCUAUCAUCUUCCUAUCAUUUGAAGCUGUGUCAUCACUGUCAAAGCUAGGGGAGGUGGAGGAUGCCAGAGGUUUCACCCCAGUGGCUUUCGCCAUGCUGGGAGUCAACUCUGUCCGCUCUCGGAUGAGGAGGGCCCUGGUCUUUGGCAUGGUUGUACCCUCAAUGCUGGUGCCGUGGCUCUUGCUGUGCGCCUCCUGGCUCAUUCCCCAGACCUCCUUCCUCAGUAAUGUCUGUGGACUUGGAAUUGGGCUAGCAUAUGGCCUCACCUACUGCUAUUCCCUCGACCUCUCAGAGCGAGUAGCACUGAAGCUCGACCAGAAGUUCCCCUUCAGCCUGAUGAGGAGGAUUUCAGUGUUCAAGUACAUCUCAGGCUCUUCCGCGGAAAGAAGAGCAGCCCACGGCCGGAAGCUGAACCCUGUGCCCGGCUCCUACCCCACACAGAGUGGCCACCCUCACCUGUCCCCGAACCACCCUGUCGCCCAGAUGCAGCACACCAGCGGCCAGAAACUAGCCUCCUGGCCAGCUUGUGCUCCUGGGCACAUGCCAAGCCUGCCUCCAUACCAGCCUGCCUCCGGCCUGUGUUACGUACAGAACCACUUUGGCACAACCCCUAACUCUGGUGUCUACCCAGCUUCCGCGGGUGCCUCCCUCGGGGUCCAGCCUCCCGCCCCCCUCAACUGCCCCGGCACAGUGUAUUCUGGGGCCCUGGCCACCCCAGUGGCUGCAGGCUCCAAGGAGUGCUCAAGGGUCCUGAUACCCUGAUGGAGAAUUUCUAGGGAAGUUAUCUCACAUCUUGGCUUUCUGAAGAAGGUCCUCUCUGAGCUAAGAUUUUUCUUGACAGAUUAUUUAUCGAACACCUCUAUGUGCCAGGCUCUAUGUCAAGUAUUUUGAUAGAGAUCCCUAUUUCCAUCCCGUCAACCCCCAUCACAUCUUUGUGAAGUGCAGUUUACUGUCCCUGGUUUACAGACACAGAGGGCAAGCCGCUCUGUGGUGACAUUAAGUCAUGUAGUUCUGUCUUGGCUUAGCCAGACUUCUUGGCUCAGGCUCAGGGCUGUGCCACCUGCUACCCUGCAUCCCGGAGAAGGGCCCACCAGUGGCUGCCAGGAGAUUGUUCUAGCCUGGCCUUCCCUUCCCGUCUCUGUGUGUGGUGCCUUGGUUCUGGUGUCCGUGUGUUUGUGUCUGUUUUUCGGGAGCUCUCGGCCUGUGUAAUGUCGCUUCCCUAUGGUGACCCUCCUCACCCGGCCUUCUGCUGGAGAAGGGUGAUGUGGGCCACUGUGAACUGCAGCAGCAUGCUGGUGGAUCCAUAGCGUGGAUUACCUUUGUAUAAAGAAACAGCCUCCAACCUGA